AUGUUCCACAUCAUCAGCUGUCGUGUGCUUGUCGGUGAUAAUCUGCCGAGCACGUUCUCGCUUCCCGACGGAGAGAAGAUACCGGGGCGAAUCCGGGACGAAAGGCAUAGCCAGGAGAGUGAUUAUGGGCGGUACACAAGCGAGACAGAGUGGUCCUCGCCAUCUAUCCUUCGAGGGGACGUAGAAGAAGCCCACGCCCACCCAGGGAGGGUCGGGUUUUAUUUAGAGGGAGGUCGUCGAAGGGGGGGACGUUUGGCCACUGUCAUUGUGAAAGAUGAAGUUGGUUCACCUACUACUUGCCUAGGUGCUGGGAAGAUAUCAAGCUGGAAGGAUAGGCGAAUCGAGUGGUUAUAA
Molecule: messenger RNA, 354 nt
Organism: Monascus purpureus
Lineage: Eukaryota; Fungi; Ascomycota; Eurotiomycetes; Eurotiales; Aspergillaceae
Source: the annotation of a GenBank genome assembly